GUUCAGGCCCCACAGAAGGGACCCUCCUCCUCCUCCCUUAUGGCGUGAACUCUUGUUUGUUUCUCUUCAUUUUCACUGCUCUCACCCUGAGAACCGAGCUGAUAAAUGCAGCCGAGAGAUAAAAGAAAUGUUUUUUCCGUUCCUCCAGAAGAGCCGUAGAGACCGACGAGUGAGACAGCGGUGUGUUUAUGGACAUGUUUCCAUUAUCGCUCCGUUUCUGUGAGGUGACUCAGACCAGAUGAAGCCUCGAGUGAGAUGAUCAGGAUGAAGUUCACACGGAGCUUUAUGUUUUUAAUCUGUCCCAUCAUGGUGCUGAUAUUCCUCUACUAUUCUUCUGGCAGACUUCACCUACGGACCUCAGUGCAGAAAUCUCAGGUUCGUUUGGAUAGUUUACACUCCGUGGGACGUGUAGUAGCUUCAGGAAUGACCACCUGGAUGGGAAAACAGGGCUUUCCUUCAUUCAUUGCUCACCAGUCAUUUUUACCAGAGUACGACAAGCAGGGAUUCCUUACCAAGUUUGACAGAAAACUGCCCCUGGAGCUGCAGUAUAAAUAUGGUAACCUCAGUAAAGGAGAGUGUAAACCGGGAUUUACAGAGGCCAAGAUGACAUUAAUCUAUCCAAAGUUUUCAAAACCAGCUCCCAUGUUUCUUGAUCCGAAUUUUAAGCGGCUAUCAAAAAUCAGCAGUUACCCACCUCCUUUUGGAGUAAAAACACAAGAAAAGAUCAUCGAUCAUAUUUUAUUAGCUACAAAGAGCUAUUCGCUGGGUUCAAAACUUGACAGUCUUAGUUGUAAGAAGUGUAUUAUUAUUGGCAACGGAGGCAUUCUCUACAAUAAGUCCUUGGGCUCCAGAAUUGAUCAAUAUGAUGUUGUUGUACGACUAAACGAGGCUCCAGUCGCCGGUUUCGAGAAGGACGUGGGCUCGAAGACCACUAUGCGCAUCACCUACCCUGAAGGAGCCAUCCAGAAACCAGAGCGCUACGAGAAGAGCUCACUUUUUGUUGUCUCUGCCUUUAAACCCAUGGACUUCAAAUGGCUGCGUCACAUGGUGUUCAAGGACAAGCUUCGGAGUAUGGAGGGAUUCUGGAAGUCCGUGGCACGUUUCGUUCCCAGAGAUCCAGAAGACAUGCGGAUCCUGAACCCGUAUUUCAUCCAGGAAGCGGCCUUCAGAUUCAUCGGGCUUCCACAUAACAAAGGCCUCAUGGGAAGAGGGAAUAUUCCCACACUGGGGACUGUUGCAAUCACAAUGGCCCUCCAUAACUGCGAUGAGGUGGCGGUGGCUGGAUUCGGAUAUGACAUGAAUUCACCUCAUGCACCUCUGCACUAUUACGAGAAGCUCAAGAUGUCUGCAAUCAAAGAGUCAUGGACACACAACAUAUCCAAAGAGAAGGAGUUUCUCCGGAAGCUGGUGAUGGGGGGCGUUAUUAAGGACCUGACCAAUGGGAUCUGACAUUACAUCCGCAUCAUACAGCUGAUAGUUAGUAUUCACCAUAUCAAAGUGGUGACAGCCAUCCCAGCUGAUGGACUCUCAUUAAUGUGAGCCGUCACAGGUACAAUCGCAUGAUGCCGCCGGAGGAAGUGACCUCACCUCAUAUGCUGGACGGUAUCCAUGGCAACCUCACCUCAAUCAUGGUAAUGCUUGUUUUAGGAUGCCACGUAGGCCAGAGUCCGUCCCUACGCGCCAUAGCGCCUGACAAAGACUGGAGACAUGCUGCUUUCUUGUUUUUUACUCUACAGCAGCUGUUGUGAACUGGAUUCAGUAUUUAUUUUAGACAGUAUUUUAAUCACCGUCAUUAAGAUGCUUUAUUUUCUAAGCCAAGUCAGCUUUAAUGUUUUAAUACUGUUCUCUUAAAUCUCAGGCUAUGCACAACAGCACAGUGCACAACCACACACAACAGAUGAUUGUCACUAAUGACUUUCUGCUGCUCUUCUGACAUGUGCCAUUAAAGGAUUAGUUCACUUUCAAAUGAAAAUUACCCCAAGCUUUACUCACUCUCAAAGCCAUCCUAGGUGUAUAAGACUUUCUUCUUUCUAAUGAACACAAUCGGAGAUAUAUUAAUAAAUAUCCUGAUGCAUCUGGGCUUUAUAAUGGCAGUGAGCAGGAUCAAUGAGUAUGAGCUGAAGAAAGUGCCUCCAUCCACGUCCAUCUAUCAUAAACGUACUUCACACGGCUCCGGGGGGUUAAUAAAGUCCUUCUGAAGAGAAGCGAUGUGGUUGUGUAAAAAAAAAAAAUAUUGAUAUUUAACAAGUUAUGAAGUAAAAUAUCUAGCUUCAGCCAGACCGCCUUCCGUAUUCCGUAACUGCCGACACCAGUUGGUGUCGGCUUCUGGCUGAAGCUAGAUAUUUUACUUCAUAACUUGUUAAACAGGUUUUUUUUUUUUUUUUUUUUUUUUUUUUUACACAAAUGCAUCGCUUUGCUUCAGAAGGACUUUAUUAAACCCCCUAUCCCCCCGAGCAGUGUGAAGUACUUUUUAUGAUGGAUGGAUGUGGAUGGAGGCACGUUCUUCAGCUCAUACUCGUUGGUAUCGCCAUUAUAAAGCUUGGAUGCAUCAGGAUAUUUAUUAAUAUAUCUCUGAUUGUGUUCAUCAGAAAGAAGAAUGUCAUAUACACCUAGGAUGGCUUGAGGGUGAAUAAAGCUUGGGGUAAUUUUCAUUUGAAAGUGAACUAAUCCUUUAAACAAAUCAGCAUCCACUUGUUCCUGUACCUUCCACAUGUAUAUCCAUCUCCGUGUGUAACCAGAUCAUGAGACCAGGCAAAUUAAAGUAUUAUCAAGCUUUAUA
This is a messenger RNA of Ctenopharyngodon idella (grass carp), 2779 nucleotides long. RefSeq names its product ST3 beta-galactoside alpha-2,3-sialyltransferase 3a (gene st3gal3a). Bases 256 to 1449 code for a protein of 397 amino acids. The transcript is spliced from 13 exons. Gene Ontology annotation, molecular function: sialyltransferase activity. NCBI's taxonomy places the organism in Eukaryota, Metazoa, Chordata, Actinopteri, Cypriniformes, Xenocyprididae. The record is from RefSeq and is a predicted model, not a curated record.